Messenger RNA from Microcebus murinus (gray mouse lemur), 4094 nucleotides. It is a transcript of the gene LDB3, whose product is annotated as LIM domain binding 3. Lineage: Eukaryota; Metazoa; Chordata; Mammalia; Primates; Cheirogaleidae. Gene Ontology annotation, molecular function: muscle alpha-actinin binding; actin binding. Gene Ontology annotation, biological process: heart development; muscle structure development; actin cytoskeleton organization. The record is from RefSeq and is a predicted model, not a curated record. Gene Ontology annotation, cellular component: filamentous actin; Z disc; adherens junction.
CCAUUUAUGGGCGCAGCCGAGGGCAGAUAUCAGUGUCGAUGGCAUUCACUCCCAGCUAUUCUUAGGAGACUCUCAGGAGCUCCGCACAGCCUGGCUGGGCAGCAAGGGACUGAGCAGAGGCGGCCACUGUCAGCACCAGCAUGUCUUACAGUGUGACCCUGACCGGGCCCGGGCCCUGGGGCUUCCGUCUGCAGGGGGGCAAGGACUUCAACAUGCCCCUCACUAUCUCCCGGAUCACUCCAGGCAGCAAGGCAGCCGAGUCCCAGAUCAGCCAGGGUGACCUUGUGGUGGCCAUCGACGGCGUCAACACAGACACCAUGACCCACCUGGAGGCUCAGAACAAGAUCAAGUCUGCCAGCUACAACCUGAGCCUCACCCUGCAGAAGUCGAAGCGUCCCAUUGCCAUCUCUACAACAGCACCCCCAGUCCAGUCCCCUCUGCCGGUGAUCCCCCACCAGAAGGACCCUGCUCUGGACAUGAACGGCAGCUUGGCGGCACCCAGCCCCAGCCCCGAGGCCAGGGCCGGCCCGGGCAGCCCAGGCACCCCGGAGCUCAGGCCCAGCUUUAGCCCUGCCUUCUCCCAGCCCUGCACCUUCUCCUCACUUACGGAGGCUUCUGAUCCCGGCCCUCCACGGGCCAGCCCGGAGGGGGCCCGGGACCCACUGGGCCCAAAAGUCCUACGGGGCUCGAGCCAGCCGAGGCAGUAUAACAACCCCAUUGGCCUGUACUCGGCAGAGACCCUGAGGGAGAUGGCUCAGAUGUACCAGAUGAGCCUCCGAGGGAAGGCCUUGGGUGCCGGACUCCCAGGAGGGAGCCUCCCUGUGAAAGAUCUCACCGUAGACAGCGCCUCUCCCGUGUACCAGGCUGUGGUUAAGAACCAGAACAAGCCGGAAGACGAGGCCGAGUGGGCCCGCCGCUCCUCCAACCUGCAGUCGCGCUCCUUCCGCAUCCUGGCCCAGAUGACCGGGACGGAAUUCAUGCAAGACCCUGACGAGGAAGCUCUGCGAAGAUCAAGCACCCCUAUUGAGCAUGCUCCAGUGUGCACCAGCCAGGCCGCCACCCCGCUGCCACCCGCUUCUGCCCAGCUGCCUGCUGCUGCCUCUCCCAGCGCGGCCUCGCCACCCCAUGCUGCCACCGCCACGGCCCCUGCCUCGAGCCCUGCAGACGGUCCAAGGCCCCAGGCCUCUUCCUACAGCCCUGCAGCAGCCAGCUCUCCAGCACCCGCCGCCCAUACCAGCUCCAGCGAGGGCCCCGCUGCCCCUGCAGCCAAGCCCCGGGUUGUCACCACUGCCAGCAUCCGGCCUUCUGUCUACCAGCCAGUGCCUACAGCUACCUACAGCCCAUCCCCAGGGGCCAAUUACAGUCCAACUCCCUAUACCCCCUCACCUGCCCCUGCCUACACUCCUUCGCCUGCCCCCACCUACUCUCCAUCCCCAGCACCAGCCUAUACUCCCUCACCUGCCCCCAACUAUAACCCUGCACCGUCCACAACCUACAGCGGGGGACCUGCAGAGUCUGCCAGCCGUCCCCCCUGGGUGGCAGAUGACAGCUUCUCCCAGAAAUUUGCCCCUGGCAAGAGCACCACCUCCAUCAGCAAGCAGACCAUGCCCCGGGGGAGCCCAGCCCAGGCGCCUCCCCUUGCCAGGGGCACUGUCCAGAGGGCUGAGCGAUUCCCAGCCAGCAGCCGGACUCCGCUCUGUGGCCACUGCAACAGCGUCAUCCGGGGCCCUUUUCUGGUAGCCAUGGGCCGCUCCUGGCACCCUGAAGAGUUCAACUGUGCCUACUGCAAGACCUCCCUGGCAGACAUGUGCUUUGUGGAGGAGCAGAACAACGUCUACUGUGAGCGGUGUUACGAGCAGUUCUUCGCCCCCAUCUGUGCCAAGUGCAACACCAAAAUCAUGGGGGAAGUGAUGCAUGCCCUGAGACAGACGUGGCAUACCACCUGCUUUGUCUGUGCAGCCUGCAAGAAGCCUUUCGGGAACAGCCUCUUCCACAUGGAAGACGGGGAGCCCUACUGUGAGAAAGACUACGUCAAUCUGUUCAGCACCAAGUGUCACGGCUGCGAUUUCCCUGUGGAGGCUGGUGACAAGUUUAUUGAAGCCCUGGGGCAUACUUGGCAUGACACCUGCUUCAUCUGCGCAGUCUGCCAUGUGAAUCUGGAGGGGCAGCCAUUCUACUCCAAGAAGGACAGACCCUUGUGCAAGAAGCAUGCACAUGCCAUCAACGUGUAGGGGUGGAGGCGUCUGGUGCUGACGGGCAGAGCUGCUCUUGCUGCUGGCAACAAAGGAUUCAAGGAGGCUGAUGUUUCUUUUGGGGGGAAGGGGGGAAGAGAGGAAGUGAUUGAGCCCUUUUGAAGUAUAAUUUUAGUUUUUUCUUUGGUGCACAGAUUGUGUAUUUGCAUAGUUCCAACUAGAAGCCAAAUGAAGAUUCAAACCAAGCUAGUAAUUAAUCCAAGACUGGAAUUGUACUUCAAACGUUUAGAACAGAAUUCCAAGAACUCAAAAGUGAAAAACAAAAAGCAACUUUCCCAAAGUGAUACACUUCCCUGUGGUCAUGGUCACCACAGUAGGGACAGAGCUCAGAACAGUUAUGGAGAAUCCAAAGCAUUCUGCAGAGUUCUUUAGAGCUCCCCUGGCAAACAAAGUGAAGUGCCAAACAGUCCUUGCUGCAGGGUAUUUUUAGAGCCAUAGCUGAGAGCUUGUUAGCCAAGACCUAUCGGCCUUUCCUCACCAAAAAAGGAAGUGUUAUUCCAUGACUAGCGUCAUGGAGCUACCUCUGUGCAUCAGACUUCGGACCUUGAACGAACUUGAAAUGUUCUAAAGGGAGCCCCCAUGUCCAGAGAGAUGUCUUCUGGGAGCCACUGGGCAGUUGCCAGGGCUCCAGGAAGGGCUCUGGCUCACUCUGCAGACAGCUGAGAAAGAUGGGCCCUUCAGCCACCCUCUUUCAGUUUGAAAAGCCAUUGUUCCCAGAAGGCUUAGCUCCUUUUUGAUUUGUGAUGGGAAAGUGGAAUUGGGUUUUUCCAGUUUUGCUUUGCAGUGUGUGAGAGGAGAUUUUAAAGACUCUGGGUUGUGUUUGGUCCUUGUUUUACUUUAAGACAUUUGUUAGCAUGAGUGUCCGGUCCCGUGCAUGUAUUUCACCCCUAACCUGUGACUGCUCACUCAUGACAUCUUCCUCAGUACCCUCUAUCUCAAAUAGGCUCGGUGGCCUAUGGAAAAGAGAAAGAGAGAGAGAGAGAUAGUGUCUAAAACAGGAUGGCAGAAUAGGUGUGGAGUAGAGGAACCUUACUUUCUGCCAACAUCAGUAAGAAUGCAUGCGGGGGAGGACCUCCCACUUUCAGGUCUGCACCAACUGUCCUUGUCAUAUAUUCCUUUCAAUGCAGCACACUGAUUACGUAUAAUUGUGCUGACUGCUAGAAGGAAAAGAUGGACUGAUAUAUAUGCAUUUGCCAUUUUGGCCAAUAUUUUGAUAAGGUAUGAGCAGAGUUGAUCUAGCAAUUAUUUAUUUAUUGCAGUAGACUUGGGCCUUCAAACUUCUUUGCAAUAUUAGUGAUAGUUUGAGUUAGGUAAGCAUUUUAAAGCUGUUUGGUGAUAACGAGAAGCUUAAUUUCUGAGGUUGGAAAUGGGAUAGUCACUUACCUUUUUAGGAAACACUGUUAUUAUGCUCAUUGAAAACGGCAUUGAAGCAGGCAGUUUGCGUGGAUGUUUCUCACUUGAGCACGAUAUUUAGGCACUCUCCCAACUCACUGCUACUCUGUCCUCCAGAAAUCUUUUUGAUUUUUCUUUUUGCAUGUUUGAAAGGUUUUAUGGGAAUGCAUUAGAACUCUUUUUCUUCUAAGAACUGAGGAUUCCAGGGGACUGCCAUCCUACCAGUAUCUCUUCCCCUGCAGGAGAAGGAAACAGCUAGCUGUGUCCCUUGCAGGAAGCCUGAACUUUUUCCAAGCAUGAAGCCACCAACUUCCCCCAGGGAACAUCAGGGAGGGACAUAAAUGUGCUCCUAUCACAGGGCCUUUCUUACCUUUGGUGCCCUGAGAAAGUGAGACAAAGUACCAGGCAGAGUAAAAUCUGCUGGGACUGACUGGAGACUUGUCAGGAGUU